CCUAAUCUAGCAUAGCAGCUGGGAGCAUUUUACCACGUGACGCGAGAGAUGUUAGAGAGCAGCCAUCAUCAUUUCACCUAAUUCAUGAGCAGCCCGAACUGGUAAAAGGUAAGACGACAAGGAAACUGAAAAACUACGAUGGAGUAGGUGAAGCCUGAAUCCUCUCCGGGUCUCAUCUUCUGUUUCACCGCCUCACAACUCACCCAGGCAGGCCUCAAGCAACACCUGGUCUGACGUUUGCUGCCUGCGCCCAGUGACACAGGAGCACAAACCUGCCCCUUUGGUUGCAGGAGCACAGUGGAGGAGAGGGUCUCACGCUGAUCACUCCCCCCAUUUGUCUUUGAGGAGGGGGGAGGAGGAAGAACGAGCUGCCAUAACUACCCAGAGCAUGGGGCAAAAAGUCCCAGGGGGCAUAAAAACCAUUGAUAUGCGGGAUCCGGCAUUCAGCCCCCUGAAGCUGGAGCUACAGGCCCUGAGUCACACCAAGCCGUCUCGACUGGAUCUGCUGCUGGACAUGCCACCUGCCAACGUGGAUGUCCAGGUCCAACACUCAUGGAACAACGACGACCGCUCCCUAAACAUCUUUGUCAAGGACGACAACAAGCUGGUGUUUCACAGGCACCCCGUGGCACAGAGCACAGAUGCCAUACGGGGGCGUGUUGGCUACACAAGGGGACUGCAUGUGUGGGAGAUCAGCUGGGCUAUGCGUCAGAGGGGCACCCAUGCUGUGGUUGGGGUGGCUACAAGUGAUGCCCCUCUACACUCGGUGGGCUACACAGCUUUGGUAGGAAGCAACGCUGAGUCCUGGGGCUGGGACCUGUGCAGGAGUAAACUCUACCACGACGGCAAGAAUCAUCCAGGAAAGAGCUACCCGGCCUUCCUCGAGCCAGACGACACCUUCAUAAUACCAGACUCCCUCUUAGUUGUCUUGGACAUGGACGAGGGGACUCUGGGUUACAUAGUGGAUGGACAUUAUCUAGGAGUGGCGUUUAGAGGACUUAAGGGCAGGAAGCUGUACCCUGUGGUGAGCGCCGUGUGGGGACACUGUGAAAUACGAAUCCGGUACAUAAAUGGACUUGAUCCUGAACCCCUCUCUCUGAUGGACCUGUGUAGGCGUUCGGUGAGGGUGGCGUUAGGAAGAGAACGUCUGAGUGAAAUCCAUAGACUGCCCCUGCCGGCCUCUCUCAAGAACUACCUGCUCUACCAAUGACGGCGCUGACAGUCACAACGCACACUCAGCACAGCCUCCUCUCUCUCUCUCACUCUGCCUCUCUCUCUCUUUGUCUCUCUCUCUAUCUCUAUCUCUCAUGUUUCUCUGGGAUCUUUCUUGGGUUGAACCCGUCUGACAACAUUACUCAAGCCUCCAGGACUGAGUCAGCCUUCAACAAGUAUGCUUCUGUGUCAGUGGCUGGACUCCUAUUGAGUUUCUUAUCCUGUUUUUAUGACUCUUUGCAAAUUGUACUCUCUAACUUUAUAAAAUCAGGAAUCACUGAGCACUAUGCACAUGCUGAUCCAGAUGAUGCCCCGACAGUCACCAUGUCGGUGUACCUCCUCCGGUUUGUAAGUUAAUGUGGUGGCAUGUGCAGUCAGUAUCUCUGCUGUGACCUCCAGACUCUGUGGAUCAUGAAUGUCUAUCUUGUAGCAUUUUAAUUUGAAAAAUUGGUUGCGCUAAAACAAACGUUGGUGUUCGAAAUUCAACUUUGACCAUUGGUGCAGAAGUGCACUGCUCAUAUGCAACCACCAGGUGGCAGCAUACACAUGUCAAACUGAGAAUUAUAACAGGACAUCCUAGUAGCUUUUAGAAAUGAGGUUUUUAAGUGGAUAAGAAAUACACAGCACAGACAGGAGAUGCUGACAACCCCACAGUGAGCCUGUAGUGCAGUGAGGGUGAAUGCACUGUGAGGCAGCUGAAGAGCAGCUCCGAUCACUCACUGCACUGCCAGAUUUCUCUGCAAGUAUGGAAAUGCACCCAUUACUUACCAUCAAGGCAUCCGACAGGAACAUCAUCAGCAGAAAUUUUAAUGGAAAGUUAAUGUCACUGUGAUUAUUUGUAGCAUGUAUCUGCAGGAAAUCUUUCUCAAUACAAUCACAACAUCUUUUUUGUUUUUGUUUUUUUUUUUUUUAUCUUUGCAGUCACUCCUGCUUUUUGUAGUGCAGUAGUUUUCAACCACGUUGUCAGGGCCCAAGAAUGCUGUUUUUUUGUUUGUUUUUUUAAUUCAACCAGUUUCUCCAUCAGCUGAUUUCACUGGUUUGCACAUAUUCAGCCAGAGAAUGGACACUAACCAAUGAAACAGCCACUGAAGUGAAAGAAAAUGUGCUACUCUUGGGUCUCACUGGCACAUAGCUGAACUAUUGAUAUAGUGUUUGUGUUUUAUAACAUGUAAGGGGGGGGGAAGGAGGUUCAGCGUUGUGCCUGAAUCCGCAAACUUCAGAUGAAAGGCACCAUAAUGACUGAAAAAGACAAUCCACAAAGUGCUGCACAAAUGUAAUAAAAGAAGGUCAGAUUGCCAAUGUAUUGUCAAAUGCCAUAUCAUAGACAUGUCUACUGUAGUAUUUUUAAAUGUGCAGACGUGGUCCUUAGUCAGCAGGACGCUCUGUGCCACACCUUACUUUUCCUUGCUUGCGGCUUCCAUUUUAUUUGUAUUCCUUGUUGUAGAUUUGUUUGUAAGUAUCUAUUAAAGUUUAUUUCAAAGUAUUUUUUGUGCACUGUACUGUAAUCUACAGGGGAAGCUGAGAAGAGUGAAAGUACUACAGGAUGAGAAAGUUAAAGUAGCUAACUGUUUACUUAUGUACUUGCAAGGGGAGAAUGUGAAACAUAAGGUUUGUAGUGAAAUAUAUAUGAUGUUAGAUGACUAGUCUGUACACUGUUGACAUAGGUGUUUGUUUUUUUACUUAUCUUGCUUGAUUGGAGCAUUUUUUGUUUUUUGUGCUUCAGAGAUAUCUCACCCUAUUGUAAGUCUUCACACUGAAGACAUUUUGACAUGCCACAGUGGGAAAAGCACAAGUGUGAAAAAAAAAAAAAAACUAACUUGGUCAUGGCUGAAUUCCAACUACUGUGGUUCCAGGUCCCUGUGUUGGUCUUGCUUGCUUACAUCAAGAUUUACGGGGAUGUUCAAUAUACACGCUACAAAAAUAGA
Acanthopagrus latus (yellowfin seabream) is the source of this 3137-nucleotide messenger RNA. It is a transcript of the gene spsb1, whose product is annotated as splA/ryanodine receptor domain and SOCS box containing 1. Gene Ontology annotation, cellular component: SCF ubiquitin ligase complex. NCBI's taxonomy places the organism in Eukaryota, Metazoa, Chordata, Actinopteri, Spariformes, Sparidae. Gene Ontology annotation, molecular function: protein binding. Bases 389 to 1210 code for a protein of 273 amino acids. The record is from RefSeq and is a predicted model, not a curated record. The transcript is spliced from 3 exons. Gene Ontology annotation, biological process: proteasome-mediated ubiquitin-dependent protein catabolic process; intracellular signal transduction.